AUGGACGAAGAAGACGUUCUGCUUGGCAGUACGUUAUGUGAUAUCGGUUCUCUAAGUGAGGUUGAUGAAGCAGCCGUAUUAGGCGAUGAUGUUCUGGCUGAAGCAAGUACACGUAAAGAUUCCAUUGAUGAAAAGGAAGAGUUAGAUUAUGAUGAGGAUUUUGAUGAAGAAACUGGGAGGUCGCCUCGGUCAUCGAAAUUUGCGUCGGAAAGGGUUGAAGAGGGAACUGAACACUUCGAGGCUGGAAAAGUAGUAAAGUUAAUCAAGGAUAACUUUUUUGUAUGGACAAAUGUUAAGGGUCAUUUUCAUAAAAGUACUGCUAUUUGGACGAUUGAUCAUCGACGUUUGUCUGUUAAGUCAAUGGAGGCGUCACCUGAACAAGAUCGCUUAGAACGGCGUCGGAAGAGUUCAGGUCCUAACAGCUUGGUUGGUCAAGAGUCUGAGGAACCCACCACGGUGGCUUCUCAAAUGCCACCGCCGCCGAAGCUUAUGCGUUCAGGGCGUAAGGUUCUGAUGAAUCCCCAUUAUAGAGGGGCUAUAAAUGCGCAGCCAGAGUUGCUGAAUUGGGGUUCUUUAAAAUCAGUUAACGUAGCUGGUCUCGGACUUCAACUGCGUCCUUGUUUACCGGCCGUUGCGCAGGUGACAACUAUACAGCCACAGGCUUACAUGGCGGUACCUUCUUCUUCUGCAGACUUCUCUAAACCUCCACCAUUAGUUCCAAUAUCGAAUUUUACGACACCUCCGCCGUCAUUUAACAUGGGUUAUGCUGCAGCAACCCCUCCUACAGUUCUCCCUACUGUGGAUGAUUGGAGCAAAAAGGUUAACGGGUUUCUGGAUAAGAUUGCUGGACCUACUAGGUCGUCUCGCCGGUAUUCUCGCUCACAGUCUCGGUCUUCUUUUUCUUCGUCAAGAUCAAGGCCAAGAUCUUACUCUUCCCGUUCCUCUAGCUUUUCUGAUUCAUCACGUUCUUCCCGUUCGUCUCCUAGAAACAGUAGGUCCCGUGGUCGCCGUUCAUCAUCGCGCCGCAGUGGUAGCAGAUAUCUAAGACGCAGAAGUCGCAGUCGUUCGAGAUACGGAGAUCAUGGACGAGGUGUUUUAGAAAAAAGAAGUGGGCGUUUUGAAGAAAGAAAAGGUCAAGAACGCCAUAAAAGUUAUUAUCAGGAUCCCAAUCACCAGGAAAAAACUAUAGAAUGUGCUAAGGCCAUUGGUUUGGAUAACGAGUACCUAUCGAAACUGGAAGAACAGAAGAAGAUGAGAGAAGAGAUACUUCGAAAGAAGGAAGAACGACGUUUUCAAAACGUGCAGAGAAUGGGGACAAAUGAAAAUUUGAAUGACGAGAAAGAUGGGAAGAACUAUGCUGCCGCUUUCACCAUUAGAAGAGUUGAUACCACUGUAGAACGGACGCAGCAUUCAAACAGCGGUGACUCGAAAAAAGGCGAUAGACGGUUUCAGAGAGCACGAGCAAAAGGUCCUUUAAAACCAGAAGAAAAGAAUGAUUUGAAAGAUAUCAACUUGAGCGGUGGCAUGAGGAGUCCUUUUAAAUCUAGUGUUGGUCCUGAAGGGAAGUUGCUGGGCCAGGGAAGUCAGCGAAAAAACCCUGAGAUUGGCGCGCAGUCUUCAAAUGGUGAAAUUAGAUUCUGCGCGAUUGACCAGGAUAAACGGCGAAUGCAGAUGAAUCAGUCGAAGGAUCCACAGCAGAACACUCAGUUUGCUUCAGGCCGCUUGUUAACUGGUGCUUCGGAGAAAACUGGGAGAAAGAAACCCUAUUUGGCUGUGGUGAUAGGAACUAGCAAUAAGAAAUCACCCGAUUUGGAAAGGAUGAAACUUAUUGCAUCUACAGUAGGACCACUAAAGAAAAUAUGGAUUUCUUCGCCAGAAACAGUUUCUGUGAUUUUUGAGUCUCACGAUAGUGCAAAGCAGUUCACAUACAAGUAUAAUGGUUCUUCUCUGGCAUUUUUAGGAUUCAUGGCAGUUUUGGUUGAUUCUUUGAUUGUCGAAUCAAGAAAUGCUAAUUGA
Enterobius vermicularis (human pinworm) is the source of this 2016-nucleotide messenger RNA. Lineage: Eukaryota; Metazoa; Nematoda; Chromadorea; Rhabditida; Oxyuridae. The record is from the annotation of a GenBank genome assembly.